Messenger RNA from Vespula pensylvanica (western yellowjacket), 2994 nucleotides. RefSeq names its product ABC transporter G family member 20-like. Bases 540 to 2651 code for a protein of 703 amino acids. Gene Ontology annotation, molecular function: ABC-type transporter activity; ATP hydrolysis activity; ATP binding. The record is from RefSeq and is a predicted model, not a curated record. NCBI's taxonomy places the organism in Eukaryota, Metazoa, Arthropoda, Insecta, Hymenoptera, Vespidae. The transcript is spliced from 14 exons. Gene Ontology annotation, cellular component: membrane.
AUUAGAUUUUUUUUUCUGAAGAAGUAAAGAGGAAAAUAAUACAAAACUAACGAUUGUUAUCAAUCAAUUCUUUCCGCGUCAACAGUCACUUUAGUUUAAAGAAACAAAUUCGAUUGAGUCAUAUGGAAAUAUAUGAAAGAAAAGAAAAAACAAAGGAAAAAACAAAAAAUAUUAAUAGGUUGACGCGAACAAGAUGAAUAAUAUACAAAUGUAAACGUACAGAAGCGCAAUAGUACGCUCUUUCUUUCUCUUUCUCUCUCUCUCUCUCUCUUUUCGUAUUUCUUAUGUAAAUAAUGAUGUUAGAACGUCAGUAUACUACAUAGUCGUGGUUAACCAAGUGUCAGUCAUUUUACGUGAUGAAAUCGACAGAUAUGUACGAACUAGCAACAAUAUUUAACGAAGUUUUGAUUUUUCUUUUCUGUAAAACGAUUCGAUUCGCUUCGAUUCGAUUCGAUUCAGUUCGAUUAUUUCGUUUUAAUAUUUAAUUAAUUUUUAUUAUCAGAUUAAUAUCUUCAAAAUCCAACUUGGGGAAGAAGAAAAUGUUCGAAACUCAGGCAAUCGUUCUGAAAAACGUGACGAAAUAUUAUGGAAAAAAGUUGAAAAUUCUUGACGAAUUGAACCUAUCAGUCCCAAAAGGUUCCAUAUAUGGACUAUUGGGCGCUAGUGGAUGUGGAAAGACGACUCUCUUAUCGUGCAUCGUCGGUAUACGAAAAAUAGACAGCGGAGAUAUUUGGGUACUUGGAGGUAAACCGGGCAAUGAAAAUUCUGGUAUUCCAGGAUCAAGAGUCGGCUUUAUGCCGCAAGACAUUUCUCUUGUAGGCGAGUUUUCUAUUAUUGGUGCGUUAUAUUACUUCGGAAGAAUCAACGGAAUGAGAGAUAAGGAAAUAGAAGAGAGAUACGUAGAUCUAACCGAACUCUUGCAAUUACCACCGAAGCAUCAACUUGUAAAAAAUGUGAGCGGUGGUCAACAAAGAAGAAUAUCCUUUGCCGCCGCACUUCUUCACAAUCCCGAGUUACUCAUCCUUGACGAACCUACCGUUGGUCUUGAUCCAGUUUUAAGAGAUAAUAUUUGGAAGUAUUUAUCUAAGAUAACGAAGGAAAACGGUGUUACCAUUGUCAUAACAACACAUUAUAUCGAUGAAGCAAAACAAGCGGACAAGAUCGGUCUAAUGAGAUUCGGCAAAUUGUUGGCACAAACCACGCCAAAUCAAUUGUUGGAUCGAUUCCAAUGUGAUAAUUUAGAGAAUGCCUUUCUGGAAUUGAGUAAACUUCAAGAGGAGAAUAGAAAUGUUUCAGAAAUUGACACAAAUGUGAAUGAUAAUUCUGAGACGAUACAUGAAAUGGAAUUCAUGGAAGGUUCUAUCAAUCUUUCUACAAGGCCACCGAAUGCUCCUACAAGAUCAAUUAAAAAUUUAUCCUCGACUUCUAGAAAACUAAAGGCUCUUAUAAUCAAGAAUAUUACGCAAUUUCUACGUCAUCCUGGAGGAAUUUUAUUCUCUAUAGGAUUUCCGAUAAUUCAACUUCUUGUUUUUCAUUAUGCUUUCGGUCACGAUCCUAAAGAUUUGCUAAUCGGUGUCGUUAAUCACGACUCCGAUAACUGUGACCUCGCUAAAAUACAAGGAAGUGUUAUUUACACGCAUAACGAUUUUGGUGGUAUAUGCGACUUCGUUGAUCUUAGCUGUCGAUUUUUACACGAUAUAAAUGAUACCACUGCGAAAAAAGUAUAUUAUGAUUACUUGCCGGAUGUGAAGGAGGAUUUAAGAAAAGGAAAACUUUCUGGAAUAAUAUAUUUUAGUAAAAACUUUACGCAAGCUUUGCAAAGAAGAUUGGAAAAUUUUAGAUAUAUCGAAGAAGAUGAUAUCGAAACGGGAGAGAUUAAAAUUUGGUUGGACGUAGCCAACAGACAAAUAGGCCUUUUUUUGAAAAAUAGACUCUAUGACGGAUAUUUCAAGAGCAUGCGAAAUAUUAUGACAGAAUGUCACUUGCCUUUAAAAAUUAUGGAUAUACCGUUAAGUUUCGAGAAUCCUAUUUUUGGCAAAAAGAACGACGACUAUAUCAAUUUUAGUUCACCUACUUUUAUCUUAUCAUUAACUUUUUUCGUAACAACAGUAAUGACAACAGCGAUAUUAAUCUCUGAUAGGCAUGAAGGCGUUUGGGAAAGGAGUAUCGUGCAAGGAGUGACAACAUCAGAGAUACUAUUCUCCCACUUUGUGGUGGAAGUGUCGAUAGUUAUUAUACAGGUCUUACUAAUUUGUUUAAUAAGCUUUGCUUAUUUUGAUUUGGACUGUAAAGGCUCCCUAUUCACGGUUGUCAUGAUGAUAUUUUUUAUGGGUCUAUGUGGAUUGUUUUAUGGUUUCUUAGUUUCGGUAUACUGUAAUUCACAUCUGUUUGCGGAUUAUAUCGUCACUGGAAGUUUCUAUCCUAUAAUACUUCUUGGUGGAUUUCUUUGGCCCAUCGAAGGAAUACCACCUAUAAUUAAAUGGUUAAGUUAUUGUUUGCCAACAACGGUACCAGGUGUUUCAUUAAGAGCGAUCUUAGUCAAAGGUCAUUCUGUUAAUAAUCCGGAGGUUUACAUCGGUUUUCUCGUGAUAAGUGGAUGGACAAUAAUCAUGAUCCUCCUUUGUUUCUAUGGCCUUAAAAGAAAAUCAUAAAGAAAAAAAGAAAAGAGAAAAAAGAGAAAGAAAAGAUAAAUGACAAAAUAACGGGUCUUAAAAAUCAGGGUUUUAAUUAUUUAGAUUUUCUUAGAUUGUCGAAUAUUUCGAAGGUCAUUGAAUUUGUAUAAGCUUUUUGUUCUCUUUUUUUUUUUUUUAACUAAUAAUAUUCCUUAUUUCUCAAUGUAUCUUCUUUUGAAGUUUAUACGAUUGCAUAAUGUAUAUUUUAUUAUAAAACUUAAAUAUGUGCGCGUGUAUAUAUGUGUAAAUGCGUAUACAUUUUAAUGAGUUACUUUUUUAAUGAGCGAAAAGAAAGAAAGUAUUCGUGGAAUAUGUUUAAUGU